CGGGGCCCGGCCCGCUCCAGACCCGGACCCGCGGGGCGCGGCACCCUGAACCUCCCCUACCCGCCCCCCUGCCCUGGCCAUGGCUGCCCACCGUGCUGCUGCUCCCGGACCGCCAGCCCUCUCGGCUCCGCGAGUCCCGGAAUCCCGGCGGUGGCAGCAGUGAACGGCGCUUGCAGGCCCCGGAGACCCCGGCUGGGCUCGGCUCUCCAGCGCGCGCCCCCUUCCCGGCCUUGUCCUUACCCCUCCCCCCGCCGCCCGACAGCCCCCCUCGCACGCCGCCCCCCGUCCCCCGGCGCCCGGACGAUGCUCAAGUCUCGGCUCCGCAUGUUCCUGAACGAGCUGAAGCUGUUGGUGCUGACGGGCGGGGGGCGGCCCCGGCAGGGGGAGCUCCUGAGCCCCUGCCGCUGUGAUGGCUCAGUGCGAUGCACACACCAGCCCUGCCUCAUCCGCUGGAUCAGUGAGAGGGGUUCCUGGAGCUGUGAACUCUGCUACUUCAAGUACCAAGUCCUGGCGAUCAGCACCAAGAACCCCCUGCAGUGGCAGGCCAUCUCCCUAACUGUCAUCGAGAAGGUCCAGAUUGCUGCCAUAGUUCUGGGUUCGCUCUUCCUUGUCGCCAGCAUCUCCUGGCUCAUCUGGUCCUCACUCAGCCCUUCAGCCAAGUGGCAACGGCAGGAUCUGCUCUUUCAAAUCUGCUAUGGCAUGUAUGGCUUCAUGGAUGUUGUCUGCAUAGGCCUCAUCGUCCAUGAAGGUUCUUCUGUCUAUCGCAUCUUCAAGCGCUGGCAGGCAGUAAACCAGCAGUGGAAGGUCUUAAAUUAUGACAAGACAAAGGACAUAGGAGGAGAUGCAGGGGGAGGGACGGCAGGAAAGCCAGGCCCCAGGACCUCACGGACGGGCCCCCCUGCUGGGGCUACCAGCCGUCCCCCUGCUGCCCAGCGCAUGCGGACGCUCUUGCCUCAGCGCUGUGGUUACACGAUCCUGCACCUCCUUGGACAGCUGCGGCCACCAGAUGCCCGUUCCAGCUCUCACUCUGGCCGAGAGGUUGUCAUGAGGGUCACCACAGUCUGACCUGGACUCCAGGAGCAGGGAUCUUAAGUCAAUGCAUCAGCCAGAGAUGAGCUCUCAUGGCUGCUGGAGGUAUCACCCGGGCAAGGUGUUUGGGGCUUAGUACCCUCACCAUUGAGGAGCUCAGUGGGCAGCCUCAAGCUGGAGACAUUGUCUGGCCUCUACUGCCUGCUGGGUAGACACCUGGAUGACAUUCCAGCCCUCAUUGACAGCUCCUCACACUCAUCCUGAGACAGCCAGUGUGCAAGUGGAGAGAGCAUCUUUUCUUCCUGGAGAGAACCGUCUUUACCUCAGCUCCUAGGGCCUCCAGCCCCCUGGCUCUACCACAGUGACUUGGCAAAGGGGGACCAAUGCCAGAAGAAAGGGGCUGUAGACCCCCAUUCCCCACCCCAUGGCCAUAGGGCAUCUGGCAAUAAGACUAGUAUACAUUGACCUCCCGUUCCCUGCAUGAGGGCGGGGGACUUCCCCCUGCUCCAUCCCCCAUUGCAUGGGGGAAGGGCAUAAAGAAUCAUUUAUAUGCA
This is a messenger RNA of Dipodomys ordii (Ord's kangaroo rat), 1583 nucleotides long. It is a transcript of the gene Marchf9, whose product is annotated as membrane-associated ring finger (C3HC4) 9. The coding region runs from base 304 to 1065 and encodes 253 amino acids. Lineage: Eukaryota; Metazoa; Chordata; Mammalia; Rodentia; Heteromyidae. The transcript is spliced from 5 exons. The record is from RefSeq and is a predicted model, not a curated record. Gene Ontology annotation, biological process: protein ubiquitination. Gene Ontology annotation, molecular function: ubiquitin-protein transferase activity; zinc ion binding.